Molecule: messenger RNA, 325 nt
Organism: Temnothorax curvispinosus
Lineage: Eukaryota; Metazoa; Arthropoda; Insecta; Hymenoptera; Formicidae
Gene: Rpb11
Product: DNA-directed RNA polymerase II subunit RPB11
Exons: 3
Biological process (GO): transcription by RNA polymerase II
Cellular component (GO): RNA polymerase II, core complex
Molecular function (GO): protein dimerization activity
Source: RefSeq, a predicted model, not a curated record
CAAUGUUCAUUGUGGUCAACAGUCAACAGUUGCAACAGCCAUUGUGACGGCGUCUUUAGGUUUUCACCGGUGCUCUGUGAAUUAUUGCUGAUAUUUCGGUAGCAAUUACUUGAAGAGUAUUGUUAAUAAUUGACGAGGCGAGAUGAACGCACCCCCGACCUUCGAGUCGUUCUUGUUGUACGAGGGAGAGAAAAAGAUAAUAAAGGAACAGGAUACCAAAGUGCCGAAUGCCGCAAUCUUUACGAUCAACAAGGAGGAUCACACGCUGGGAAACAUGAUCCGCAAUCAGUUGCUGAAGGAUCCUCAAGUGUUAUUCGCCGGCUAC